GCGGCGGGCGGGAGUCAGCCAGCCUGGGGCGUGGGCUGACGCGACACUAGACCUCUGCGAUCCUAGAGCCCCCCCCCAACCCCACGAUUCCAUCCCCCACGCUGUCGACUGUUCCCGGCCCUCUCAGUUCCGCGCUGCCCCUUAAAAGCUGGGGCCCGGCAAGGAACGACAGGCGUUGCAGCCAAUGGCGUCCCGCACGCCCUCCUCCACGUCCGCGGACCUGCAGGGAGACAGCUCCUUACAGGUGGAGAUCUCUGAUGCCGUCAGCGAGCGGGACAAGGUGAAAUUCACUGUUCAAACCAAGAGCUGCGUCCCUCACUUCUCCCGGCCCGAGUUCUCAGUCGUGCGACAUCACGAGGAGUUCAUCUGGCUACACAAUGCCUACGUGGAAAACGCCGAGUACGCCGGUCUCAUUCUCUGUCCCUCCUUGGAGCAGAUCCCCCCAGCCCCUCCAAGGCCAGACUUUGAGGCUUCAAGGGAAAAACUGCAGAAGUUGGGCGAGGGAGACAGCUCCAUCACGCGGGAAGAAUUUGCCAAAAUGAAGGAGGAGCUGGAAGCGGAGUAUCUGGCCAUCUUUAAGAAGACAGUUGCGAUGCAUGAAGUCUUUCUGCAGCGCCUGGCGGCCCACCCCACCCUGCGUCGAGACCACAACUUCUUUGUCUUUUUGGAAUACAGCCAGGAUCUGAGUGUCCGAGGAAAGAACAGGAAGGAGCUCCUUGGGGGGUUUCUGAGGAAUAUUGUGAAGUCUGCAGAUGAAGCCCUCAUCACUGGCAUGUCAGGGCUCAAGGAGGUGGAUGACUUCUUCGAGCAUGAGAGGACCUUCCUGCUGGAGUACCACACCCGCAUCCGGGACGCUUGCCUUCGGGCAGACCAAGUCAUGCACUCUCACAAGUGCGUGGCAGAUGAUUAUAUCCCUAUCUCAGCUGCACUGAGCAGUCUGGGAACACAGGAAGUCAACCAGCUAAAGACGAGCUUCCUCAAAUUGGCAGAGCUCUUCGAACGAUUAAGGAAACUGGAGGGCCGAGUGGCUUCUGACGAGGACCUGAAGCUGUCGGACAUGCUGAGGUACUACGUGCGCGACUCACAGGCAGCCAAGGGAUCCUGUGCUCCUGCCGGCCCCAGGACCUGCUGUACCGGCGGCUGCGGGCGCUGGCGGACUAUGAGAACGCCAAUAAGGCACUGGACAAGGCGCGCACCAGGAACCGGGAGGUGCGGAGCGCCGAGCGCCACCAGCAGCUGUGCUGCCAGCGCUUUGAACGCCUCUCCGACUCAGCCAAGCAGGAGCUCGUGGACUUCAGAUGCCGUCGCGUCUCCUCCUUCCGCAAGAACCUCACCGAGUUGGCGGAGCUGGAGCUCAAGCACGCUAAGGCCAGCACCCUCCUUCUCCGGAACACCCUUGUCAUCCUCAAAGGGGAACCUUAGAGCCACCAGAGUCCCCCCCCCCACCUCCCACUCCGACAAGAUGCCUCCUUCCCCACCCCAGGAGCCACUCACCAUGCCCCGUGACUUCUCGGGGCAAGGCCUACCCCUACCCCAAGGUGCCAGGCCCUGAAAGAUAGGGCAGCACGGGCACCACACUUGGCCACAGGUAAGCAGAGCCUUAACCUGGGGAAACCCAGGGGCCCUGACCCCCCUCCCCAGAGGCUAUGGGGCAGCCUCAACCCACCUCUGGCCCCAGAGUUCAUUUGUCUCCAGCUUGUUCACAAAUAAAAAGCCUGAUU
Molecule: messenger RNA, 1721 nt
Organism: Mesoplodon densirostris (Blainville's beaked whale)
Lineage: Eukaryota; Metazoa; Chordata; Mammalia; Artiodactyla; Ziphiidae
Gene: SNX32
Product: sorting nexin 32
Exons: 13
Coding region: 185-1552 (455 amino acids)
Cellular component (GO): endosome
Molecular function (GO): phosphatidylinositol binding
Source: RefSeq, a predicted model, not a curated record